This is a messenger RNA of Ceratosolen solmsi marchali, 1105 nucleotides long. Its product is annotated as ribosome biogenesis protein BRX1 homolog. Gene Ontology annotation, biological process: rRNA processing; ribosomal large subunit assembly. The transcript has 4 exons. The record is from RefSeq and is a predicted model, not a curated record. Gene Ontology annotation, molecular function: rRNA binding. The annotation marks the transcript as partial. Gene Ontology annotation, cellular component: nucleolus. Lineage: Eukaryota; Metazoa; Arthropoda; Insecta; Hymenoptera; Agaonidae.
AAAAAUGGCAAAAAAAGUAUUGAAAAGAAAAAGGAAAGAACUAGAAAAGAGUAAGGAAGAAGAGAAAAUAGAGUUACCUCCGGCAAAAAGAUUAUCCGAUGAGCCGAUUCCAAAAAAGGUUAAAUGGAUAAACAGACAACGUGUAUUAGUCUUUGCAUCGAGAGGAAUAAAUCAUAGGGAUCGUCAUCUCAUGGAUGAUAUAAAAAUGCUCAUGCCACAUCAUCGAUCGGAUUCCAAAAUGGAACGUGCAAAAAACCUUCAAAUUGUUAAUGAAAUAUGCGAAAUGAAGAAUUGUAACAAAGUUAUACUUUUUGAAGGGCGUAGAAAGAGGGAUCUUUAUAUGUGGUUAUCAAAUGUUCCUGAAGGUCCUUGUAUUAAAUUUCUUGUUGAAAAUAUUUACACUAUGAAAGAGUUGAAAAUGACUGGAAACUGUUUACGAGGCUCUCGACCACUACUGUCGUUUGAUGAAAAUUUUAACUCUUUACCACAUUUCUUACUGUUAAAAGAAUUGCUCACGCAAAUAUUUGGUGUUCCCAAUCAUCAUCCAAAGAGUCAACCAUUCUUUGAUCACGUAUAUACUUUUAGCAUUCUGGAUAAUAGAAUAUGGUUUAGAAAUUAUCAAAUCAUUACAGAAGAAGGCCAACUUACGGAAAUAGGACCAAGAUUUGUAUUAAAUCCAGUAAAAAUCUUUAACGGUAGUUUUGGUGGAGAAAUUCUUUGGGAUAAUCCUCAUUAUAUUUCACCAGCUAAGUAUCGUCAGUCACUUGCUAAAAUGGCCGGUGGAAAAUAUUUAAAUAGAAUCGAACAAAAAGUGUCGGCUCAACUUAAUAAACCAAAGGAAUCGUAUGCUCUCGAUCCAAUGGAUGACAUAUUUAAAGGAGAUAUUUUGCAAGUAGCUAAAGAGUUGGAGGAAAAGGAAAAUCAAAAUACUUCCACUACACCAACUAAAGAAAAAGUUUCGCUUACCAAAAAGAAAAAACUUGGUAAAAUUAUGAAAAAAAAAUCGAAUUUACAGACGAAAAAUGCAAAUUUCUCAGUUUCAAACGUCGUUAAGAUUAAGAAAAGUAUAAAAAAGAAGCCUGGCCUGAAAAUUAAAAAGAAAUCU